Myotis lucifugus (little brown bat) is the source of this 4606-nucleotide messenger RNA. It is a transcript of the gene ATMIN, whose product is annotated as ATM interactor. Gene Ontology annotation, cellular component: nucleus. Lineage: Eukaryota; Metazoa; Chordata; Mammalia; Chiroptera; Vespertilionidae. The transcript has 6 exons. Gene Ontology annotation, biological process: regulation of transcription by RNA polymerase II. The record is from RefSeq and is a predicted model, not a curated record. The coding region runs from base 769 to 2775 and encodes 668 amino acids. Gene Ontology annotation, molecular function: DNA-binding transcription factor activity, RNA polymerase II-specific; transcription cis-regulatory region binding.
GGGGAGCUGAUCCAGCCGUCGGUGAGCGAGCUGUCCCGGGCCGUGCGGACCAACAUCCUGUGCACUGUGCGCGGGUGCGGCAAGAUCCUGCCCAACAGCCCCGCGCUCAACAUGCACCUGGUCAAGAGCCACCGCCUGCAGCUCAUAUGCAGUCGCCAUCACCCACCUUCAUCCCAUAGCUAAGGCAGACAUUACAUCUCUGAGCACAAAUGAAGCUGCCAGUCUAAUGAGGACCGUCCUUGUGUGGGCUGAACAUCACUGUAGGAAGCACGUCUUAACACUUUAUAUUGUUCUUUUCUUUGGAAUUGCUGUCUGGAGCUCUACAUCUCUCAAGACUUUAUGAAGCAUCUGUUUAGCAUGAGGAUAGCACUUACUCUCCAGGAUUUUGAUAGUAUGUAUACAAAAAUAUUCACAUCAAAAUUUCCUGAGAUGUUAACAACUUGAGGUUUAGCAGUAAACUGUCUCAUACUCGCACAUUCUCUCCUUUGUCGCCUGAGAGACCCAUGACUGAUGAUUCAGGUAUCAACAUGAAAGGGUUGUCGAGAACCGAAGUUUUGUUUGACAAUCGAGACAUUUUUUCAUGAAAAUUUGGUCAAGAACCGAAUUGUUCAAGAUGGGAGACAUUCGAGAACUGAGGAUGGCAUAGUAAAUCCAACAAUAAGAAAAGAUUUGAAAACUGAACCAAAAUUCUACUGUUGUCCAAUUGAAGGAUGUCCUAGAGGUCCUUACAGGCCAUUUUCUCAAUUUUCUCUCGUAAAACAGCACUUUAUGAAAAUGCACGCUGAAAAGAAGCAUAAAUGUAGUAAGUGCAGCAAUUCAUACGGCACUAAAUGGGACUUAAAAAGACAUGCAGAGUAUUGUGGCAAGACCUUCCAGUGCACAUGUGGCUGUCCCUAUGCAAGUAGAACUUCAUUACAGUCCCACAUCUACCGAACUGGCCAUGAGAUUCCUGCAGAGCACAGAGAUCCACCUGGUAAGAAAAGAAAAAUGGAAAACUGCCUGCACAACCAGAAGUUGUCCAAUAAAACCAUUGAAUCCUUGAGCAAUCAACCAACCCCAAGACCAGACACUCAAGAAUUAGAAACUUCAGAAAUAAAGCUAGUCGCUUCUUUUGAAGAUUCUUGUGGCUCUAAUGCCAGAAAGCAGACUCUUACGACAGCACCAAAAUAUCCUCAGAAAUUGCUUUUACCAAAGCCCAAAGUGGCUUUGGUUAAACUACCUGUUAUGCAGUUUUCUCCUAUGCCUGUCUUUGUGCCUACAGCUGACUCCUCGGCCCAGCCUGUGGUGUUAGGUGUUGAUCAUCAGGGCUCUGCCUCCGGUGCUGUGCACUUACUGCCCUUGUCAGUAGGAACUCUGAUUCUUGGCCUUGAUUCAGAAGCCUGCUCUCUUAAGGAGAGCCUUCCUCUUUCAAAAAUUAUAAAUCCUGUUGCUGUUGAGCCAAUUAGUACAGGUGUUCAAGUGAACUUGAGUAAAAAUCCAUCUAAUCCUUCCCAAGAACUAGGGAAUGCAUGUCAAAAGAACAGCAUUUCUUCAAUCAAUGUACAGACAGAUUUGUCUUACGCCACACAACACUUUAUACCUUCUGCACAGUGGGUCAGCCCUGAUUCCUCUGUAUCGUCUUGUUCUCAAACUGAUUUGACUUUUGGUUCUCAAGUUUCCCUUCCCAUUAGUGUUCAUACCCAAACAUUUUUGCCCAGUUCUAAGGCAACUUCAUCUAUAGCUGCUCAGACUGAUGCGUUUUUAGAUGCUUCUUUCCAGGCAGGUGGAAUCUCCAGAGAAACUCAAACCAGUGGAAUGGGAAGUCCAACAGAUGACCGAGUACAAAUGGACCAAGCUGUAAUGUGCGGAGACAUUUUUGAGAGUGUCCAUUCAUCAUACAGUAUUUCUACAGACAAUAUUAUAAGCAGCAGCUUAGUAGGAGAGACUGUUACUCAUGGUUUGUUACCUCAGAACCACCCUAAGACUUUAAGUCAAGAUAUUGAGAAAACUGCACCAGUUAUAAACUUCAGUGCACAGAACAGUAUGCUUCCUUCACAGAACAUGACAGAUAAUCAGACCCAAACUAUAGAUUUAUUAAGUGAUUUAGAAAACAUUUUAUCCAGUAAUCUGCCUGGGCAGACACUGGACAAUCGUAGUCUUCUGUCUGACACCAACACUGGACCUGAUACCCAGCUCCCAUCUGGUCCAGCCCAGAAUCCUGCAAUUGAUUUUGAUAUCGAAGAGUUCUUUUCGGCCUCAAAUAUUCAAACUCAAACUGAAGAGAGUGGGCUUAGCAGCAUGACCACUGAGCCGGUCUUAGAAUCACUGGACAUAGAGACCCAAACUGACUUCCUACUUGCAGACACCUCUGCCCAGCCGUACAGUUAUAGGGGAAAUUCUAAUUUCUUAGGCCUUGAAAUGUUUGACACACAGACACAGACAGAUUUAAACUUCUUUUUAGAUAGUAGCCCUCAUCUGCCUCUGGGAAGUAUUCUGAAACACUCCAGCUUUUCCAUGAGUACUGAUUCAUCUGACACCGAGACCCAAACUGAAGGGAUCUCUGCUGCUAAAAACAUCUCUGCUCUAGAAAGCAAGGUUCAGUUAAAUAGCACAGAAACACAGACCAUGCAUUCUGGCUUUGAAACCCUGGGGAGCUUGUUCUUCACCAGCAAUGAAACUCAAACAGCAAUGGAUGACUUUCUUCUUGCUGAUUUGGCCUGGAACACGAUGGAAUCUCAGUUCAGCUCUGUAGAAACCCAAACAUGUGCAGAACCACACACAGUCUCCAACUUCUAAAAGUGAAGUCCAUGUGUGGAACGGCAUUUACAAUUUCCUUGAUUUAGAAAAUGAAGAGGAGACAACAGUAUUAACUCUAUUGAAUGUAGUUAAUAUGCAGUUGCUUCUGUUCUUUGAGGUUCUUUGCCUUUUGUACUUGUAAACAUGAAAUUUGUGUAUAAAUGUGAGUGUAUUAUAAAGUGAAGAUGUUGACCUAAAAAGGAUUGUAUUGUGUUGCCUACAUUUGCCCUUUCACAGCUAGUGGUUCCAUCUUAAAAAAAAGGGGGGGGGGGGGCCAUUUCACACCUUUAAAACCCAUCAAGUCAUUUAGCUAAAGCCAAGCUUACCAGGUACUAGGGUACAGACUUUUCAAAUCUCCAAAAUAAUUUAGUCAAAGUGUGACUUGCUUAAAUCGCACCUAAAAUAUUUUUGACAAUGCUUGUUAGAAAUUCCUUUUCCUGAUAGUAAUACCUAAAGAAAUUUGAUGCUGCACCAUCAGGUUUAAACACCUAUGCAUAGAUGGUUUGAGACUCCUACUGUCCGCAGCUUCAGCUGCGUUGACAUCUAUCUCUUCUGCAUUGCAGACACAAAAGAAAACUACAUCUGCCUUUAGCUUUUCAUGUCAUUGUCAUCCCUUCUCUACAUGAACUACUAUUGAUACCAAUGUAAGCGUACAGACGUAUUGUAAAAUUACUGCUUAAGGUAGUAGUGGCAAGUACUUAGUGUAAAUAGUGUUCCUUCUAGUCAUGGAAUCAUGCCUAUUAGCCCAUACCGAGUGUGCCCUACAAACAUCCCUCCCAUUCUCUACAGUAGGCCAGGGUGGUGCUCAGAGCUGUUUGGCUCUUUGUCAAAGUGCACAGGCUGGAUCUGAGUUGUGUCACUCUAAAUAUAUAUAUAUGUAUAUGACACUCCCCCUAGGUUUCAAUUCAUAGCAUUAUCUUGAAAGAGAAGAGUGCAAUCAAUAAUUAUAUUAAAGUGACUCUUCACCUCUCAUCUUUUCCUUGAAUAAGGAAAGACAUUAAUCUAGCAAGGAUAUUAUUUGUGCCUUGAGGAUAACGAUUACAUAAUAGAUCCAGCUUCUGCAUGUUGUUGCUUCAUUUGUUUAGAAAAGGUAAUACUAGCCAGUCUUCAAAGAAAACUACGUUGAAGACUGCUUCAAUAAUCAUCUAUUUUGAGAUGGGAGCAUGGUCAAGGAUGCUUUGGGGAUUUUCUAUAUUUAGGAGAUCCUGAAUUCUUGAUUGUUGGCCAACUUUCAGGCAAAUAAAAAUCAGUGCAGCCAGUAGGUUUUCUAACUUCACCAAAAAAAAAAAUAAACAAAUGCUCUGUUCCUUCUGUGACACAUGCUUGUGCCGCUGAAGGUUAAAUCCUCAAAAUGAAACCUAAGGAAGAGACUAAUAAUUCAUUAAGUUGUGUUGCUAAUUCCUAUUUCAUAGAAUUUUUGUUCGCUGUGGAUAAAAAACAUCCUGAGCUCCACCCGGUAGAUAAAAGUUUGCUUUGGUCACAGUUGCCUAUGAAUAUGAAUUUCAAAACAAGCAUAAGCCUUAAUUAACAUUUCAUUGUUUUAGAAUCAUCACUGCCUUAAUGUUCAAACACCUAUUUAAGUCCUAGUAAAGAAGAAAUGCAUGUUUGUUUAUGGCUUUUGUAAAUAUAAAUGCAGUGAUCUAUGGCUUUAAAUUUUUUUUUGUUUCUGUGACAGUAUUUGUUAAUCUAGCCAAUAGAGUUAUUUAUAGAAAAUGGAGCAUGUAAUAGUUCAUGUAUAAGUAAGCACUGUUUCCCCAAAACCUUAGUUACCUGACUUGUUCUAAGAAUUUGUAAAAACUCAAAUUCAGUGAUUAAACAGAAGUAAGAAUUC